Messenger RNA from Oncorhynchus tshawytscha (Chinook salmon), 2493 nucleotides. Its product is annotated as C-C chemokine receptor type 3-like. The transcript has a single exon. Gene Ontology annotation, cellular component: membrane. The record is from RefSeq and is a predicted model, not a curated record. Gene Ontology annotation, biological process: immune response; G protein-coupled receptor signaling pathway. NCBI's taxonomy places the organism in Eukaryota, Metazoa, Chordata, Actinopteri, Salmoniformes, Salmonidae. Bases 26 to 964 code for a protein of 312 amino acids. Gene Ontology annotation, molecular function: G protein-coupled receptor activity.
CAGUCAUCUUGACUCACUGCUAGAAAUGGAGCAACACAACUCUUCCACCUUCAUCUCCUUCACCCUAAACUCCUUCAACUCUAAUGCCUCCUUCCUCAGUCCUGCACCCAUCCCUUGGAACCGUGAUGGUCUGGCCGCUGGCGUGGUCCUGUCUCUUUGCUUCCUAAUCGGCAUACCCGGGAACAUCGCAGUGAUAGUUGUCCUCUGUCGGAACCACAAUCUAUCCAGUUUGAGCCGGAGACUGAUGUUGAACUUGGCUGCAUCAGACCUGCUAUGCCUUGUCACCCUGCCUGUAUGGAUCCACAGCAUUCUGUUUAGCUGGAUAAUGGGUCGGGCUAUUUGCAAGUUAAUGUCCUUCCUGAUUUACUGUAGCAUCUACACCAGCUUGCUGACUAUCACGCUUCUGAGCAUCCAGCGUUACCUCCAGGUUCUGUAUCCACAGACUUGGGCCGUGCUGGGAGUGGCAAAGGAAAGGGGACUGCUGGUUGUCCUGUGGGGGGUAGCCGGGGUCCUAUCUAUCCCUAAUUGGGUGGUGCGAGAUUUGAAGCAGGAUGAGAAUGGACAUUUCCAGUGUACGUUUGUUUUCGCGUCAGACGCUCAGCAAGUGGCCGUGUUGCUCCUACAGACUGUUCUGGGAUUUGUAGUUCCUUUCUCCAUCAUGGCCACGGCCUAUAUCCGCCUCCACCGAAGAGUGAACCAAACAGCGUUUUUCAGGAGCCCCAAGAUGACCAGAUUAGUGACCAGUAUAGUAGUGACAUUUUCCGUUCUUUGGACUCCUCACCAUGUCAUGAACUUGCUGGGAUUGUCAGCAAUCUUUGUAGGGGAUAAGGCUCUGAGAGGAGUCUGGGAGGCCCAUUGGGGAACUGUUGGAUCUCUGACCUUCAUCAACAGCUGUUUGGAUCCAUUCCUCUACGCCUUUGCCUGCAGAAACACCCACCCAGAGAACAGUACCAAUCCAGUCUGACUCAGUCGUCCCCAUUGAUCCCAAAGCCACAAUCUGUAAGAUUUCGAGCCAUCUCAUUGGCAAUUUCCACAGUAUAAUAAUGAAUAUUGUUUGAAAUCAAAUCUGGAAAACAUUUCAAAUGUAAAUCAGAGAGUAUAUUAAAGGGGAAGUUCAGGAAUUUACAACAACUGAAAGUGGUCUAUGGGACAGGAGAAACUAUAUUCCAUGGUUCAGUUUUCAUUCAUUUUUUCCCAUCCACUAGCAAACUAUUAAGGGAAGUCAUAGGGGCAUGUGUGCAUGUUUAUUAGUAUUAUUUAUGUCAUAAUCACCUUUAAAUAACAUCAAACCAAAUAUGGAGUUAAUUUGAGUUGAUUUGGCCUUGACAUUUUGACAAUUGCACAAAUGCCACUAUCACUCCCAUUUAUUUGUAUCGAGAGGUGGAUAAAGUUUGUAGGGGCUGUUUAGGGAAAACCAAACCACAGAUUACAGUUUCUUCUGGCCCAUAGAUACUUUCAAGGUGAGGAAGUGACGCAGUGGUCUAAGACACAGCAUCUCAGUGCUAGAGGUGUCACUACAGACAACCUGGUUCGAAUCCAGACUGUAUCACAACCGGACGUGACUGGGAGUCCCGUAGGGCGGCGCACAAUUGGCCCAGUGUUGUCCGGGUUUGAAAGGCCGUCAUUGUAAAUAAGAAUGUGUUCUUAACUGACUUGCCUAGUUAAAUAAAAUAAUCUAACAUAAAGGACUGUUGGCAUUCCAUAUGAACACCCACACAAUUUUAGCUAUAGCAUGUGGUUACUCUGCAUCCCAUGCUCAUUACAGGGACUCUUCAGUUCAUUCACAUGCACAGCAGCAUGACAACAUUCCAGGGUACACAGCAAUACAGUAGCCCUGUAAAAUAAAUUGCAAUAACAUUUCAUAACUGAUCUCAUACAUGUACAAUUGAACACUGUACAACGUAAUGGACUAUUUGGAGAGACUACGGUAUGUUUUUACUGUCACACAUUCCACUGCCCCUGUUCUCUUGUGUUCUCAGAAGUGAUGUAUCUCUAGGGCUUCCAGAAGACGGUCCCACCCAUUGCAUGUCAAAAACGUGAUUGGCUUAUUCCACUGUCUCUCCAAAAUUCUGCCUUAAUACAGUUGAUUGGCAGAGGGCUUCUGUCCAGCUUCUGAGGAUCUAGCCACUCAUCACAUCCUGUACCAAAAGGUUGGCUGGUCCUCAUUAAAGUCCCAUAGAUCACUUCACUAUUCCCUUUUGGUUUAUAAAGCUCUACUACACAAGCUUCCGACUUACCUAACUUUGUUGUUGAAGUAUAAAAACAAGGUUGGUUUACUCUUGAGAUUCCGCGGGUGUCCACCUAAAAGGGUAAAUACGCUUUUAGUUUCAACUCCUUUGGAAAUUCCUUACACAUCCAUAAAGUCUCUAUAUCUCAUGACGCUGUACUUAAUUUAAUGUCAGACUCCUUUCUUUGGUCAUUAUAACACAUACAGUUGAAGUCUGAAGUUUACAUACACUUUAGCCAAAUACAUUUAAACUCAGUUUUUCACAA